AUGGCCAAGUCGGUGACGUUGAGUGCCCUCGGCGGCCUCUUGGGCGCCUCGUACCUCAGUGGUGCCUUCGUCACACCGACGGUUUCUCCAGCGCAGCCGGCCCCAGCCCUGCGCGGCGCAGCUUCCAUCGCCAGCGGAAACGGCGUGUCGCCCGUCACCGGGGCGGCGGCCACGGCGGUGGCAACGGCGGCAGUGGCGCUGGUGGCAUCCAGAAAGUCCAAAAAGACGAGCAGCGCGUUGGUCCUGUGCGCAGAGAAACCUUUCGCCGGUGGUCUGAUCGGUGGCGAGUCUGCCUUUGCCGGGCAGGAUUUCAACUUCGACCCCUUGGGCUUGGCGGUGAAGUGUGAAAAAUAUCUGCCCUGGUUCCGAGAGGCGGAGCUGAAGCACGGCCGAAUCGCCAUGUUGGCCUUCGUGGGCCUGGUGGUCCCCGACUUCGUCCGCAUCCCCGGACCGGAGGCCUGCUACGGCGCCAAGACCGUGGUGGACGCGCACAACGCCUGCGCCGGAGAUCCCUACUUUCCCUUCGUUCUGGAUGCGACGGACUUCUAUGGCAAGGAGGGACAUCAAGUGGGGCCCCUCUUCCAGGUCUUUGCAUUCUGCGGCCUCGUGGAGAUGCUGACGACCUUUGCCAAGACCAGCAACGUCUCCAACAAGCCUGGCCUCACACUCGAGAAUGCAGGCGACUAUCGACUGGGUGUGAAUUUUCUGCCCAAAGAUGAAGCAAAGGUGAAAGAGAUGAAACUCAAGGAGCUGAAGAACGGCCGCCUGGCCAUGGUGGCCUUCGGGGGGGCCAUCACCCAGGCCACUCUGACGGGCAACAGCUUCCCCUGGCUCUACGCCGAAGCCGAGACGUCAACGAGCUCGUCAAGGAGCACCCUGGCGGGGGCACAGCAGAAGCGCAGGUCCAAUGUGGCCCGAAAGGCAGAGAAGGGAUACAAGAUGAGUGCUGCCGUGCCAUUUCUGCCGAUGUCGCCCGCAUUGGAGGGUAUCCCAGGUGAAGAGGAGGGCUUCGACCCCAUGGGCUUCUCGCUGGCCAUCGACAUCCGCUGGCUCCGCGAAGCGGAGCUGAAGCACGGCCGCGUGGCGAUGCUGGCCACCGUGGGCUGGAUCACGACGGAUCUGGGUCUGCGGGUCCCGGGCGACGCCUUUCAGAUCUCCACCAUCGAGGCGCAUGACGCCAUGGUGAAGUUCGGCAGCAUGCCGCAGAUCUUGGUCUGGCUGGGCUACUUGGAACUCUUCGGAUUCCUGACGAUCAUCAACAUGCAGGAGGGCAAAACGGAUCGCAAGCCAGGUGACUUUGGCUUGCGAGGCUUUUACCCAGCCGAUGCCAAGGGCCAGUAUGAUAUGCAGCUCAAGGAGUUGCGCAACGGGCGCCUGGCCAUGUUGGCCUUCUCCGGAAUCGCCACCGUGGGAGUGUUGACGCAGGAGAAGUGGCCUUUCUUCGACGCCGUGGUCAACGCCGUUCCCGCUUCGCAGGAGGCAAGCAGCGCCCUUUGCGGCAGCGCUGGACUCACUGGCCGGAGCAGCACAGUGGCACGCCAUGCCAGCAGCAGCAAAUCCAUGCCCUUCCUGCCCAAACCGCAAAACCUUGGAGGUUUGGUGGGCUCCGACGCCGAGUUCGAUCCCCUUGGCUUCUCGGACACCUUCGACAUCAAGUGGCUGCGCGAGGCAGAGCUGAAGCAUGGACGAGUUUGCAUGUUGGCCACCAUCGGCUUCGUGGCGGAGCAAUACGUCCAGUUCCCAGGCUUCACGGCCGCGCCGGACGCCCUGCAAGCCAUCUACACCGCCCCAGUGAACAUGACCGCCCUUCUUCUCUUCGCGGCUGGAUACAUUGAGAGCUCAUCAUACAACGGCAAGCUGACCAUGCUGGACAUGUUUGAGGGCGAGGGUGCCAAGCGAGCCCCUGGAGAUCUGAACUUUGGCAAGAGAUUCCUUCCUGGGGACAAGGCAAAGGCAGAUGAUCUUGCUAUGAAGGAGCUGUCCAAUGGCAGAUUGGCCAUGCUGGCAUUCUCGGGCAUGGUCCACCACAACUUGGUGGUGAAGGGGCCUCUCUUCCCCUUGUUCCCGGAGGGCUGGGAGGGUCCCCAGGGCUCUUGGGAUUUAGACAGCACCGCCGGAGCCCUGAACAGCGGUCGCUUAGGACACGUCCGAGCCACGGGGGAGCUGCGGGGGGCGCUGGUGUUCUACGUCCAAGACUACAUUUUGGUGCCUUCCGACGACACUCGCCCCUUGCUCUGUGCUGCUGGGAUGACGCCCACAGGCUGCAAGUUGGACAAUCGCUACUUCGCGAAAUUUGACACGCCUUAUCCCAGCUGUGAGAAUUCCUCCUGUGAGGCGCCUCCCGAUGUCAGCGGCGUGGCCAACUUUGCGGCCUGGGAUCCGAUGAGGUCGACGGACAACAUCUACUGUCCCAACAUCUCGUCCAGCAAUCCUUUGGUUCACGGCGGCCUUUGUGCAGCACUGUGCCUUCCUGGAUGGAAGGUGGACGACCUCUUCCGCUGCCAACAGGGGCAGUUCCAGGCUCCCAGCUGCUGGAGACAAGAAUGCGAACUCUCGUCAGCGUUGAGCAAUGGCCGUCUGGAUUGCCAAGAAUACGGUGGCCCCUUCUUCGGUGCAACCUGCAAGUUGCUCUGCCGCGCUGGCUACGUUCCCUCGGGGCUGCAAAGCACUUGCAGCACCGAGUCGAUGAUGCCGGAGGCAGCUCCCACUUUCUUGCCACCAGUCAGCUGCACGCCCGGCUCCUGUGGCAACUACCAGUGGCUGGAGGGCGCCAGCAUUUCUUAUAGCAGCGACAGUCGGGAGAUUGCAGCCACCGCCUGGCUGACCUGCCUGCCUGGAUACUUUCCGGCGGGCUCCGCCUUCGGCUUAGAGAACCCGCUGCAGCUCAGGUGUGGUCCAGUGGUGCAAAAGGAAAACGAAGCGGAAGUGGAAUGGAAGCUGACCUACACAGGCGCACGCGCUGGUUUGAUCUGUGCACCCGAUGGCAUGGCGGUCUAUGACACGGUGGCCUUGCUGGGCUCCAUUCAACUCACGUUGAACCUUCCCAGCACCAUCACCGCGGACACCUUGUGCACGCAGUUCAAGGAGCGAUUUCUCAGCGAUCUCAGCUUAGCUUUGGUCAUGGCGCUCUCUUCCGCAGGGCAAGUGCCAUUGGAUGCGGAUGCGAUGAUGGCAGUCGACCUGGCCGCCUGCGGCCGGCGCCUGGCGGCACUGGCACUGGCCGAAUCGCCACGGCAGCUGCAAGAGGCGCUGGCGACGUCGGUGAACUUCACCGUGAAGGUGGCCAACGACGCCGAAGCGCUCAUGCUGCAGUUCGCUGUGACGGAUCCAGAUGCCAGCGAUGUGUUCAAACGCGUCUUCGCUCUGGCGUUGGUCUCUUCCUCUGGGAUUGAAGCCACAGGCAUUGUGACGUCUCGCAUGACGCGCGAUAUUCUGUAUCUAAUCGGCGAGCCAGACGGCACGCAAGUGUCUGUGGUCAAACCAGAUGGCGACAACAACACCGACAACGAGACGGAGACCAACGGAACAGGAGACGAGGACGACGAUUUCUUGAGCUCUCCUGCCUUCAUUGGCCUCGUUGCAGGGUGCA
Cladocopium goreaui is the source of this 3589-nucleotide messenger RNA. The record is from the annotation of a GenBank genome assembly. Lineage: Eukaryota; Dinophyceae; Suessiales; Symbiodiniaceae.